AUUUAGUCUAAUUUAUAGGGAAAAAAGAGUUUUUUAAGGAUAAAAUAUGCCCUCAUCAAAGGCUUUUCAAUCAUUUUCUCAAAAUCAGGAGUUUUUUUGCGAUCGUAAAGUUCAACAAGAUGCAUGGUAUGAACCGCCGCAAAAUUUCCUUGAAAUCGAGGUGAAAAAUCCGAUUACUCAUGGUAUUGGACGUGGAAUGUAUACGGAUUAUGAAAUUAUAUGUAAAACAAAUAUACCAGCGUUUAAGGCGAAAUACUCUUCGGUUCGCCGAAGAUACUCUGAAUUUGAGGAUUUUAAAUGUAUUCUUGAAAGGGAGUCAUCAAGGGUUUUAAUACCUCCGCUUCCAGGAAAAGUGCUUACGAAUCGUUUUUCGGACAAAGUUAUUGAACAUAGACGAGAUCAACUUGAACGUUUUUUACAAAUAGUAGCAGGACAUCCUCUUUUGCAAACGGGGAGUAAAGCGUUAUCAUCAUUUAUUCAGGAUCCUCAAUGGAAUGCGAAUAUAUGGAAAUAAUGAGUUAUGAAUAAUAAGUUAUAAAUAGCUAUAAGUUGUAUUAUUU
This is a messenger RNA of Pneumocystis carinii B80, 560 nucleotides long. RefSeq names its product sorting nexin-3. The transcript has 5 exons. Gene Ontology annotation, biological process: endocytic recycling; late endosome to Golgi transport. Lineage: Eukaryota; Fungi; Ascomycota; Pneumocystomycetes; Pneumocystales; Pneumocystaceae. The record is from RefSeq and is a predicted model, not a curated record. Gene Ontology annotation, cellular component: retromer complex; early endosome membrane. Gene Ontology annotation, molecular function: phosphatidylinositol-3-phosphate binding. The coding region runs from base 47 to 514 and encodes 155 amino acids.